Molecule: messenger RNA, 1516 nt
Organism: Vigna umbellata (rice bean)
Lineage: Eukaryota; Viridiplantae; Streptophyta; Magnoliopsida; Fabales; Fabaceae
Product: transcription factor RAX3-like
Source: RefSeq, a predicted model, not a curated record
CUCAACCCAUAAGAAAGAUUGGCUUACUUGAGACUCAGACCAACUGACACAGAGAGAGAGGGUGGCAGAGCAGACAUGGGAAGGGCUCCUUGUUGUGACAAAGCCAACGUCAAGAAAGGUCCAUGGUCACCUGAAGAAGAUGCUAAACUCAAGGCUUAUAUUGAGCACCAUGGUACUGGUGGCAACUGGAUAGCCUUGCCCCAGAAAAUAGGCCUUAAGAGAUGCGGGAAAAGCUGUCGUCUUAGAUGGCUAAAUUAUCUUCGCCCAAACAUCAAACAUGGGGGAUUCUCAGAAGAAGAAGACAACAUCAUCUGCAGCCUUUACGUCAGUAUUGGAAGCAGGUGGUCAAUUAUAGCAGCACAGUUACCAGGGCGCACAGACAAUGAUAUAAAGAACUAUUGGAACACUAGGCUAAAGAAGAAGCUUCUUGGCAAACAAAGAAAGGAACAGCAGAUUCAAGCUCGCCGUGUCAGCAACAAUCAGCAGAAGCAAGAAGUGAAAAGAGAAACCGAGAAUUUGAUAGCAGCUUCUGAAGUCAUCAAUCAAGUCCCCUAUUGGUCUGCAGAAUAUUCUUCUUUGCCUCUCCCAGUGACUGAUGUUUGCUUUCAACACUACAGUCUGAACAAUCAAACUUCUCUCAGAAACUUGAUGGUUAACAAACUAGAGGGAAUUAGAUUUUCCAACGAUCAUCAUCAGCAGCAGCAGCAGCAGCCAUACACCAAUGCAUGUGAAAUUCCCUCCCUGCCAAACCAGGUUUUUCCAACCAUGGUAAAUCAUGUGGCCGUCGUGAGUGAUGAAAACAAUAGCGUCCCUUAUCAGCCAUCAAAUAUAUUUCAAGGGUUUGAAAACUUCCCGAGUGAUUUUUGCGAACUGGUCUGCGUGAACUCGCAAGAAAUGGAUCGGUCAAUGGAGGGUUUUAACUACGGAAGGGAAUCCAUGGACGUCAUGAGCAAUGGUGGUAGCACCAACACAACUUCAACAGAAAGCACUAGUUGGGGUGACAUGAACUCUUUGGUCUACUCACCUUUGGUUUCUGACUACGAAGGUUGCCGACAGGGAAAUCCUGGAGAUGUUGUUGGUUUCGAAGAGUGUAACUACUUUGGAAUGCAGAUGCAAUAACAGCUCUGAAUACGAGGUGGUGUAGACGUAAACUUGUACCACUAAAAAAGAAUUGGUAUUGGCCAAAACCCUAAUGAGUUCAGUUUAAUUCGCUUACAUAAUUUGUUGGUUUCGUAGUUUCUUGUUUCAUUCAAACUGUUGCGAACAUCUUCCACAUGUUUAUACAUAUUGAGCACAACUCUUUUGUUGAGGAUUUAUUUUCUAUAUAUCUAUAACCUUAUGUAUAUGGAUGGUACAGAAGGAAAGAAUCUUAGUAAUAGUGCGAGAGCCUUGAAUUCCUAUAAUGUGUCAGUUUUGUACUGCAGCUGGAUCAAGUGCAGUUUGUUUGGAUACGUGCAUAUGUUUAUACCACAAGAUGCAGUUUAAUUAUGAUUUUCAUUUAUGGUGAUGUACUUGG